Molecule: messenger RNA, 2502 nt
Organism: Striga asiatica
Lineage: Eukaryota; Viridiplantae; Streptophyta; Magnoliopsida; Lamiales; Orobanchaceae
Source: the annotation of a GenBank genome assembly
GUUUGUGUUCAAGAUCGGCGCCGAUAAUUAACGACGGAUUUCACAAAAUCUCGAACCUCGAAACCGGACAGUUCGAGGAUCACAAGGAGCUUGUAGCAGAAAGGUGGGAUUAGUUUUCGACAAGGUGAAAUUUGGAAUGGGAGUAAGUUAACACGUUUCACCCAAUCCAAAUACUGGGUGAAAAUAUAUACGUCAUCAUCUGAAUCUUGGUCCCUACCCAUUUAUUCUUCGCUUUUAUCACCAUUGUAUUUGUAUGUAUUCUCUCAAAUAUCUUUUCAGAAAAUUAUUUAAUAUUUUCCUCUUUCAAAUUUCAAUGCACCUUGUGUCUUUUUUUCCCUGAUUUUAAUAUUGUUCGCUACUUCACUGUGCAGCUUUCCUCCGAUAAAAAUUAUAUAUUCAGAUUUGAAUAAAUUAUAAAACCCACCCACCAAAUCAAUCCCCAAGAAAAAUUAUUCAGCCAAAGAUUUCAACUUUGGCGUGUAAACAGUGCAUCGAGCGAGUGUUCGGUCUAUUGACGGAGAUCGUGAUUUGUGGGUUCUACUUGUGCGAUUGAAAAAGAUGGGAAAGGUGGCGGUGGCGGCGGCGGUGGUGUGCACGGCAGCGGUUUGCGCGGCGGCUGUGGUGGUGGCGAGGCGGCAGAUGAAAAGCUCCGGGAGGUGGGCCAAGGCGGAGGCCAUUCUGAGGGAGCUGGAGGAGAAGUGCGCGGCCCCCACGGCCAAGCUCCGGCAAGUGGCCGACGCCAUGACGGUGGAGAUGCACGCGGGCCUCGCAUCUGAGGGCGGCAGCAAGCUCAAGAUGCUCAUUAGCUACGUUGACAACCUCCCUACUGGGGACGAAAAAGGAUUGUUUUAUGCAUUGGAUCUUGGUGGCACAAAUUUUCGUGUUAUGCGUGUUCAGUUAGGUGGUAAAGGAAGUAAGCCCAAACAAGAAUGCGAGGAGGUCUCUAUCCCGCCACAUUUGAUGGUUGGGUCAUCUCAUGAAUUGUUUGAUUUUAUUGCUGCUGCACUUGCGAAAUUUGUUUCUAAGGAAGGAGAAUGUGAAGAGUUUCAUCUCCCACCAGGCAAGCAAAGGGAGCUCGGCUUUACCUUUUCGUUUCCUGUCAGGCAAUUAUCAUUGGCAUCAGGAACUCUUAUAAAGUGGACGAAAGGCUUCCUUAUAGAAGAUGCGGUUAAUCUCUUUUUAGCAUUUGUUUUGCAGUUAAAACAUGAUUUUGACGUUGGAGAAGAUGUUGUUGAAGAGCUGGUGAAAGCAAUGGAAAGAGCCAACCUUGAUAUGCGCGUGGCUGCUUUGGUCAACGAUACUGUCGGGACAUUAGCCGGUGGAAGGUAUGACAAUCCAAAUGUGGUUGCAGCUGUUAUACUCGGAACAGGAACUAAUGCAGCUUAUGUUGAACGUGCACAUGCAAUUCCUAAAUGGCAGGGUUUGCUACCUAAAUCGGGAGAGAUGGUUAUAAACAUGGAAUGGGGUAAUUUUCGGUCAUCACAUUUACCGCUUACGGAGUAUGACCAGAGUCUUGAUGCUGAGAGUUUAAACCCUGGGGAACAGAUUUUCGAGAAACUUAUUUCUGGAAUGUAUCUGGGGGAAAUUGUUCGUAGGGUUUUGUGCAGGAUGGCAGAGGAGGCAUGCUUUUUUGGAGAUAAUAUCCCACCAAAACUGAAAAUUCCCUUCAUAUUGAGAACCCCAGACAUGUCUGCCAUGCAUCACGACACUUCAUCUGAUCUCAGGGUUGUCGGGAGCAAGCUAAAGGACAUCUUGGAGGUGCCUAGCUCGUCGCUGAAGAUGAGGAAAAUGGUUGUGUCCAUAUGCGACGUUGUGGCCUUGCGCGGGGCCCGCCUCGCGGCUGCUGGCAUUCUCGGCAUUCUGAAGAAGCUCGACAGAGACAACAGCAGCGAGAAGUCUGUAGUGGCAGUUGACGGUGGGUUGUUCGAGCACUACACGAAAUUUAGGAACUGUAUGGAUGCCACUCUCAAGGAGCUGCUGGGAGAAGCAGCAGCUAAUAGGGUUGUGCUCGAGCUCUCAAAUGAUGGCUCGGGAAUUGGGGCUGCUCUUUUGGCAGCCUCUCAUUCCCAAUACAUUCAAGCCGAGGAAUAUUGAUGAGAUAUGUUCAUUUUCCUUUUUUUUUUUUUUUAUUCGUUCUUUUGUUUUGGCCGGGAUAUUUUCUCGUAUUUAGCAUAUAAUAUGUGAGCCCCUAGACCUAGUCGUAAAUUUAGAUUUUGCGUCGUGUGGGAAUAAAAUGCCGGGGCUUUGGGUUUGUUUUCGAACUUGGGAACAGCUCGGUUGGUUGACCAUUUAAUCAUUUGAAUUUGAAUCUCGUGAGAGUUGGAAAACUUAGUCUGGGAUCUGAUCUGAGGGAUUUGAAUGUUGUACACUUCCCGAAUUAAUGAAUAAGUCCCUCCGUAGGCAAGUACUUUUAUGAGUGUUGUAUUUUAGUUUUUCUCCAAAUGAAAUUCUGCUCCACCACCUUGUGAGUAAUUUAUGUAGAAGCUUUCAAGUUCCAGAUUA